AUGAGUGGAGGAGAACACAGUGAAACAUCAGUUUCCGAUGAUUCCAUCAACAACAACAACCUGAAGGUCCCACUUCUUCCACUCCAAAGAACACACACCAACCUUUUCACCUUCAAAUCCCUUUUCACCCUCAAGAACUUCUAUAUUCUUCUCGGACCUUUAUUGUCCAUUCUCAUCUGUCUCUUUGUCAAACUCGACGCUCCGAAAACCAGUCGCAACAUGCUCGCCGUCAUCGCUUGGAUUUUCACUUGUUUCAUUCUCGCCCUCGCCGUGGAACGCUACAACGUUCAUCGAAGAUUGGCCUUGACGGUGACAUCUGUGUUUUGUGGGGAACCGUUGAAUCCAGCGCUAUUAUUAUUGGGUCUAUGUGCCACGUCAUUCUUUGUCAGUAUGUGGAUGCACAACGUGGCAGCGGCGGUGAUGUUGAUGCCGGUGGCUACGGGGUUGUUACAACGGCUUCCGCCUUCGUCGGAGCAAUCGGAGUUAGUGAACAAGUUUAGUAGAGCGGUGGUUCUGACGGUGGUUUACGCGGUGCCGAUAGGAGGAAUGAGUACUUUGACUGGGACAGGUGUCAAUUUGAUAUUGGUCGGAAUGUGGAAGAGCCUUGAACCUGGAGCGAAACCAAUCAGUUUCAACACUUGGUUCUUUUAUGCUUUUCCAGUGGCUUUUGUUUUUGUUAUAUGUUUUUGGUGUAUUCUUUGCUUGAUUUACCUACAGAAAGGUUCAGCAAGGGCAUUAUCGUCUUAUUUGAGUAAAGCACAUUUGAAGAGGGAAUUAGAAGCUCUUGGUCCCAUGUCUUUCGCUGAGAAAAUGGUGCUGUUAGUGUUUGGGUUGUUGAUCAUAUUAUGGAUGACAAGAAGAAUCACAGAUGACAUUCCCGGAUGGGGAGCUUUUUUCAAUGGCCUUGUUGGUGAUGGAAGUGUCAGUGUUAUGGUGGCUGUGUUAUUAUUCAUAAUCCCUAACAGAAAACAAGAAGGUGAAAAGCUAAUGGAUUGGAACGAAUGCAAGAAACUACCAUGGAACCUAAUUCUACUUCUUGGAGCUGGAUUCGCAUUAGCUGACGGAGUUCAAGCUAGCGGUCUAGCCGAUGUACUUUCAAGAGCAAUAGAUUUCUUAGAAGAUGCUCCAUAUUUAGCCAUAGUUCCUGCUGUUACUCUUAUAAGUAGUAUUAUAACUGAGUUCAUAACUUCAAAUGAUGCUACUGCUACACUCAUUAUACCACUUUUAUAUCACAUAGCUAGAACUAUGCAUGUACAUCCUCUUCUUCUUAUGAUCCCUGGAGCAAUGGCUUCUGAAUUUGCUUUCUUGCUUCCAACUUCAACUCCCUCAAAUGUAGUUGCUUUUGCCACUGGACAUAUUGAAAUUCAAGAUACUCUUAAAGUUGGUUUGCCACUUAAGAUUACUGGAAUUGCCGUGCUCUCAGUUUUUAUGCCAUCUCUAGGAGCUUUAGUUUUUGGAACAAGUGAUGGUGUUCAAUGGAUGCAAAAGACUCCUUUGUUGAGAAAUUGA
Vicia faba (fava bean) is the source of this 1509-nucleotide messenger RNA. The record is from the annotation of a GenBank genome assembly. Lineage: Eukaryota; Viridiplantae; Streptophyta; Magnoliopsida; Fabales; Fabaceae.